This is a messenger RNA of Hyalella azteca, 1736 nucleotides long. RefSeq names its product phosphatidylserine lipase ABHD16A. NCBI's taxonomy places the organism in Eukaryota, Metazoa, Arthropoda, Malacostraca, Amphipoda, Hyalellidae. Gene Ontology annotation, cellular component: endomembrane system. Gene Ontology annotation, molecular function: glycerophospholipase activity; monoacylglycerol lipase activity. The record is from RefSeq and is a predicted model, not a curated record. Bases 88 to 1662 code for a protein of 524 amino acids. The transcript is spliced from 8 exons. Gene Ontology annotation, biological process: monoacylglycerol catabolic process; phosphatidylserine catabolic process.
AUUACUGGUACUUGAAGGUUUUGAUAUUUCUUUGAUUUCAGAAUUUCUUUGGAAUUGAAAGUUUCUAAUUGCAGUUACCAAUAUUAGAUGAAAAUGUUGUCUAGAUUUUGGUCAUUUGUUCGUGGGCCUCAAGUCUACCGCAUUUACUCCUCAGAUGGAACGAACCAACCAUAUACUCCAAGUAUACUGGAAAAUGGCAGCCAGCAAAUCAUCAAAGGCAUUUCCGUGCUGGUCAGCUUAAGUCAGUACAUGUCUCCUCUCAUCCUCAUCUACCUCUAUAAGAAGAACUACACAAUUGAAACCUUGUGGAUAUCUGCAGUCAGGUUGACAGCUAGUGUCUCUCUUCUUGUGUGCAUCUCUUUCCUUAUUAGAGGCAUUGGUCGGAUUACAAACACAAGCUACGUUAACUUCAUGGACCACCUAAAAAAUGCUCAAGAUAAGCAUUCCAAGUCCCCAUACAAUUAUGCUCUCAUCUCACAGAAAUAUGACUGUGACAUCUCAGCUCUACCACAUGCGUAUGUAUCAAAUGAAAGCCAGGCUUCAAACCAGACAUCUUCUUUUCUCAUGGAGUACUUCUCCAUCAGUGGUAUAGGUGCUCACUUGCUAGGCCGCCCUCUCAUCUACCCCGGCAGUAUUCAGGUCUUGCAGUACCUGCUUUCUAUGCACCUGGAGGAGGGUCGUGCAAACUUGAUUCUGAAAGAAAGUGGAAGACGAGCAGUUAUCCAAACAGCUGAUGGGAAUUCUAUUGACACAAUAUUUGUUGAUCGCCAAAAAAGAGGAACCCCGCAGGGCAGCACUCUCGUCAUCUGCUGUGAGGGCAAUGCAGGCUUCUAUGAGAUCGGCAUCAUGUCAACGCCUGUGGCAGCUGGGUACAGUGUACUUGGCUGGAACACACCUGGAUUUGCUGCCAGCACUGGCCUGCCAUUCCCCCAGCAAGUGCAGGCAGCGGCAGAUGCAGUCAUGCAGUUUGCCAUCAACAAACUGGGCUUCGCCCCCGAGAACAUCAUCAUCCACGGCUGGAGCAUUGGUGGCUACCCUGCCUCUUGGCUAGCGGAGCACUACCCUGAUAUUCGGGGGCUGAUUUUGGACGCUACAUUUGAUCACGUGCUGCCUCUGGCCAUCCCCCACAUGCCGGCCUUCAUGUCUGGCUUGGUCAAGACCGUCAUAGAGACUCGCUUCAACCUCUGCAAUGGAGAGCAAGCAUCUCGAUACUUUGGCCCCAUCACCCUCGUACGGCGCCGGAGCGACGAGAUCAUCAGCAUAGUGCCUGGAGACGUGACUACCAACCGGGCGAACGAGCUGCUGGUGAUGAUCCUACAGUCCCGCUACCCUCAACUCUUCUGCACGCGCUCCCAGGCCGCCCUGCUGCGCUACAUCAACGCCUCUACUGACGCUAGGAAGAAGGAGGUGCUGGCAGCCAACGACGUGAACAGUGACGAGGCGCUGGCGCUGCUCAGGAGCUUCUUCGCCGAGGACGUGCCUAGCUUCCCGUCAGAGCUUGGAGCCACCAACUCGGACGAGGAGAAGACCAAGCUGCUGCUCUUCCUGGCCACCAAGAUGCUGGUGGACGUGGACGGCGGCCACGCUAACCCCCUCGAGGCGCGGGUGUUCAGGCAGCCCUGGAGCGUCGUCGACGACACCUCCUACGAGCAGGUCGAGUAGCGGCCACCUCCUCCCUCCUGCCAUGGGCAACCGUUGCUAGUUCCUCCUUCUUUCUUACUCUUCUUCCUCUUCUU